Molecule: messenger RNA, 207 nt
Organism: Penicillium concentricum
Lineage: Eukaryota; Fungi; Ascomycota; Eurotiomycetes; Eurotiales; Aspergillaceae
Exons: 1
Coding region: 1-207 (68 amino acids)
Source: RefSeq, a predicted model, not a curated record
AUGGACAUUGGCCAGGCAGGAGGGUAUCCCGCGCGAUUCUGGACAGUCGUGCAGCACAUCUUUCUCACAGCGCUUGUCCUGGCGACGGAUGUUUUAUUCAAUCCCAAUGCACUAGACUCCGAGGCUCGAAAGGCCAAGGUGCUUGCCGCUUACAAGACGCUAGAAAAGUCGAAAGGGGAAUCUGGAUCACCGGUCCAGCGGGUUUAG